Lycium ferocissimum is the source of this 3022-nucleotide messenger RNA. RefSeq lists its product as uncharacterized. Lineage: Eukaryota; Viridiplantae; Streptophyta; Magnoliopsida; Solanales; Solanaceae. The transcript is spliced from 4 exons. The record is from RefSeq and is a predicted model, not a curated record. Bases 1439 to 1969 code for a protein of 176 amino acids.
GCUAAGGUGCAAACACCAUUAGAUAAACUUGUGACUGCUAUUUGUCAAUCAACAAAUGAGGAAAGAGUUAGUGAAACUGGGGCUUCAAAAAGAGAGGAAACCCACGAAACCUCUAUUGGGCAUGAAGAAGAAAGUGAUAAAAAUGAACAAAGUGAAGAAACUAGAGAAGAAAGUGAAAAAGAUGAUGAAAAAUCUGCUGAAGGAGAUGAAGAAAAUGAAGAAAAUGCUGAAGGAGAUGAAGAAGAAGGAGAUGAAGAAGAAGUAGGUGAAGAAGAAGGAGAUGAAGAAGAAGGAGAUGAAGGGGAUGAAGGAGCUGAAGGGGAUGAAGGAGGUGAAGAAGAUGCAGAAACUGAAAAUGGUAAUGAAGAAGAAGAAGAAUCAACAGAUCAGACCUUAGCCGAGUUAAGAAGAAAAAGGAAACAUAAUGUGGAUGCCAAUCUUGUUGAGUCUUCUAGUAUUGCCACAUAUCCCAAUAGACCUUCGAUUGAGGAGGUCGUCAAGAGUUUCAGCAUUGAAAAGUACGGCGUGACGAUGCCGCUGAAUGGAAAUAAGGAUUUGUCCGGUGAUUUUGUGGUUAGAUCAAGCAUGGGCAAGGGCUUUGACACCUUCAGGGGCAUUCUCCGGUAGCAGGGGUUAGAGAAUUUCUUUACGGCUAGCUGCUAUGGGCUCUAUUUAGAUUUGCCUGAAGAUAGCGAUGCCCGAUUUCAAAUGACAAUGGUUUCUGAGCUUUUGAAGCGUAGGAUUAUUUGUGAUAGAAAGGAUGAGAUUUGGAUCAAUUACUGUGGCAUGCCGGUUUGCUUUGGCAUGAAGGAGUUUGCCAUAGUUACCGGAUUGAGAUGUUAUCCUUGCGAUCCUCUUCCUACUGUUGUAUUAACUAAGCCAGCCCGGACUCCCAAGGCAGCCAAGAAAGCAAAGGGUUCCAAAGCUAAGAAUGAUGUCUCUUUGGUAAACUUAGUGGGAAAGAGCUACAUUCAAAAGAAAUUGUUGCAAUAUUUGGAGUCCAAAACUUUGUUAAAAAAGCACAAGGAGGCACUAUGCUUAGUUUGGUUUGUGCACAGUGUUCUUUGGGCAAGAGACGUAAACUACAACAUACCGCUUGGAUUGAUUAAACUUGCUGAGGACUAUGAUGCCUUCAACAACUAUGCCUGGGGUUUUAAAAGCUUUAGCUUGAUUGUUGAAUAUUUGAUGAAGGAUUUGAAGCCAACGGGGAAGACACAAAACCUAUAUGGCUUCCCUUGGGCUUUCAUGGCUUGGGCAUUUGAAGCCAUUCCUCACCUCGCACCAUCAAGUCAAGGAAUACUCCAAAGAAGUUACCUAUUCAAGAAUUCUUAGAUGACUCACUGCUAGGAACAACACAAAAUUGAGUGUUGACCUUUUCAACCCCCCUAAGGAAGCUGUUGUGAACCCAUGGCUUGUCCCAACAAUAAGAGAGUUGGAGAUGCCAUGCCUUGUCACCUUUGUGCCCAUAGAAUCUGUGCCUGACAGAUUGAUUGAUGGGUUCAAAGGGGAAUUGGCUGGAGUGACAGCCAUCACUAGGGUUGAUGAUGUUGUAGCUGGUGGUGGUGGUCAUGUUGUUGUUGGUGCUGGUGGUGAUGUUGCUGUUGAUGAUGUUGGUGGUGUUGAUGCUGUUGGUGGUGUUGUUCAGCCUGUUGAUGUUGUUGUUGUUGUUGGUGGUGGUGGUGGUGAUGUCCCAGCAAGUAUUGCUGGGGAAAAAUUAAGAGAUGAUGAUGCUAAUAUUGGUGGAUUUACUCUAGUUGCUGGAUUUAGUGAUUUUUUCGGAUUUGGUGGUAAUUUUAGUGCUGGUGGAUUGAGUGGUAGAAGAUUUACUAAUGUUAGUGCCGGUACCUCUAAGGUGCCCUCAUGUGCUUGUGAGUGCACCACUUGCAAGGACAAAAUGGAUAAUUUGAUUAGAAAGGUGGAGGAAUUGGUACAGCCCAAGAAGCCACAAGCACUUCUAUCCAGAGGUUGAUAUCCAAGAGGGGUAUCAAUCCAUCAAAGAAUCUUUCCUCACCUUAUACUCCUGUUCAUGUUCGGAGGAGGGCAAAGCAAUUGCCAAGGCACUUGCAUCAGUUAGAUCAAGAAAAUGUUGCGUUACUCCCAGUAAGUCAAUUGAGACUCCUCUUCUUGAUGUUGGGCCAAAAGUGCUAAAGAAGGUGGACAUUUUCAAGCCUGUACAUGCCCAAAGAAAGAAAAAGGUUGAGACUACAAUCAAGUCCAAAAAGAGUGGGAAAAUCAUGUACUCAAUGCAUGAAUUUGGAGCAGCAGACUUAAAGGCUUUGACAAGCAUGAAAAUUUGGUGGGAGGAUUGGUAUGUAGAUGAAGUCCUUCUUCUAAUGCGUAUGAGGCAAAUCAAUUUCCCGGAGUACUACGAUUCCACUGACAUAAUCCUGGACCUCAACUUUUACAACAACAUGUCCAAAAGGUAGUCAGAAUUGACAAAAGAGAGUACAGUUCCGAAUGACGAGCCUCUGAAGGUUAGACUUGCUGAAUUCAAGUGGGAUGAUGAUAUGGUCGAUUAUUGUAGGGGUGUUAGACCCUACCCGGGUGGCUGCUCGUGGGCUGGUGCAAAAAGGGUUUUAACAGUGAUGAAUAUUAAUGUCACAUAUUUUGUCACUCUUGAGUUCAUGGUUGAAGAGGGAGUGGUAAAUGUGUAUGACUGCAAUGUCCCUGUCUACGAAGAAUCUGAUUUCUUUUGUUUCAUGGAGCCGGUAAUGGAAUUGUGGCCCAAGUUAUUGCAACAGAGUGGCAUGUUCGCACACUUGCCUGCAAAGUUACUCAAUGAAUCGUGGGAAUUCAAGAGGCUACAGAAUCUCCCCCGCAAUGUCACUAGUAGGGCAUGUGGUUCGUGGUCAAUUGCUUUUAUGGAGGCUUUGCUUACCGGCACAACUGUGACAAAAUCCGAAAGUCUAAUCAGCGACAACUCAAUUGGGAGGAUGCAAUAGAGAUGGGCAUUAGGUGCCAUUGAAAAGGUGUUGGAGCCCUAAGAUGGGUUGAUAAACAGUUUAUUGAUUUUGCGUUUUUU